This is a messenger RNA of Cercospora beticola, 447 nucleotides long. RefSeq lists its product as uncharacterized. Lineage: Eukaryota; Fungi; Ascomycota; Dothideomycetes; Mycosphaerellales; Mycosphaerellaceae. The record is from RefSeq and is a predicted model, not a curated record.
AUGACCUCAAUCGUUAAGCAACUCGGACACCAGAACGAUCACUUUCCUAAGACGAGCGCCAAAAAGCCUGCAAACGAGAUGGACAAGAAGUCGAAGAAGGAGCCGACAACUCAACCACCAUACAAGGGCAGAAAAAACAACACCAGUUGCCUCGACUCUGAACCUUGGGCCAUGAGCAAGUACGGCGGCCUGGGAGGUAAUGCUCAAAACCUGGAACUGCAACAGAAAGACGUAUGGGCUGUGGAGGCUAUCGUGGAUGAGGACCGGCGGAGCUACAAACUACGCUGGGCAGGUGUAAAUAACGCCACGGGCGAAAAGUGGCCUGAUAGCUGGGAGCCCAAGAAAAAUGUGGGAAUGGCGGUUAUAAGGGAAUGGAAGGAGCGCAAUGAGGUGGGCGGGGAUGGGCAAGCAGAACAAGCGGCAACGGGAGGAGAUGACGAAGAUUGA